Folsomia candida is the source of this 3175-nucleotide messenger RNA. Its product is annotated as maltase-glucoamylase, intestinal. The record is from RefSeq and is a predicted model, not a curated record. NCBI's taxonomy places the organism in Eukaryota, Metazoa, Arthropoda, Collembola, Entomobryomorpha, Isotomidae. Gene Ontology annotation, molecular function: carbohydrate binding; alpha-1,4-glucosidase activity. Gene Ontology annotation, biological process: carbohydrate metabolic process. The transcript is spliced from 10 exons. Bases 360 to 3077 code for a protein of 905 amino acids.
ACACAAAAACACUAUCGGGGUUUUCGGGUUCAGAUCCGUGUAUAUGGGUUUCGGAUUCUUCGGGUUUGGGAUAAGUUGAGGUUUCGGAUUAGAGGUACCGGGAUCGGGUUUUGGUUUCGGAUUUGCAAGAACCCGACCCGUGGGAAACACUAUGUUGUGGGACCAGGGACCAGGCUGUUCCAUCAAAUAUCAAACCGUAUCAGGUCACUAGGCAUCACGAUGAAAUGAUGUCAGUUGGAAGAUGAUAAGUCCAGAUAUAAAACUAGGUUAUAAAAUCCCCAUAGCUCAUCCCAUUUGCCCCCAUUUUGUUGAGAUGUGGUGGACUGAGUUCAAUUUCAAAGAAAUUCGAACUUAUUAAAAUGAAACUCAAAAGAGUUGCAGUAACGGUGAUUUUAGUAGUCAUGGGGACCACAACCGUCCUGAGCCAAGAAUGUCUUUCGGACUCACUUCGAAUCAACUGCUACCUAUGGGAGGGGGCGACUCAAGAACUCUGUGAAGCCAAGGGAUGCACCUGGUGCCCCUCAUCUAUGGAUGAACUCGCUCCGUCAUGCUACCUCCCCCCAAACUAUGGCUACAAUAUUGACGGACCAAUUUCUGAAAUCCCGGAAGGUGGCUACAGAAUCAAUUUGAAGAGAUCCCCGGCUUCAAAUAUUUCAUAUGUGGGGGCAGAUUCUGAGGAGAUAUCUACCUUCUUUUAUUUUGACUCUGAUGAAAGACUACGAAUUAAGAUAACGGAUAACACGGAUCGAUUUGAAGUGCCGUUGGAAAUCAAACCACCAGCCAAUCCUGGAGGUGAAAAUCCACAAUAUCGCAUUGAAUUCACAAACAAUCCCGUUUUCUCCUUCAAAGUUAUUCGAGUUAGUAGUGGAGCAGCCGUAUUUGACACAUCCCUGGGCGGACUCACAUUUGCAAAUCAGUUCAUUCAGAUUGUGAACAAAGUACCCUCUACGAAUGGUUAUGGAAUUGGGGAAAAUGAACAGCUCUCUUAUCGCCAUGAUUUUAGCAAGUGGCAAGUCUUUCCUAUCUACACGAAGGAUGAUGCUCCUCUGGGAAAUAAAAACGUAUACGGGGCCCACCCCACUUACACGAUGGUUGAACCCGAUGGGUCCACCCAUACGAUACUCUUCCUGAACAGUAACGCCCAAGAAUUUCUCCUGACCCCAGCACCAUCUUACACCUACCGGACCACUGGAGGUCUGCUGGACAUUUACAUUUUCAUGGGCCCUACCCCAGAAGAAGCGGUGGGACAGUAUCACCAGGCCGUGGGACCCCAACCUAUUCCGGCCUACUGGUCACUUGGAUUCAAUUUAUGUCGAUGGAAUUACAAUUCGAUUGGGAAUAUGAAUGCCACCAUUGAACGCACACGGGAGGCGGGAAUUCCGCAAGAUGUUCAGUUCGGGGAUUUGGACAUCAUGUUCGAUUGGCUAACCUUCACCUACGAUUCCAAUGCCACUUACAACAACUUCUCGGGAUUGCCGGAAUUUAUCAGAGAAUUGAAGACGAGAGGAAUUCAUUUCAUUCAGAGUGUGAAUGCACAGAUCUCCUCAGAGGAGCGACGUCUCCCGUGGUAUGAACCACUUCGGUUGGGACAUGAGAUGGAUGUUUGGGUGAAGCGACCGAAUGGAACUCCCUCAACAGGGACGCUUUGGCCCGGUGGGGAACAUGAGGGAUGGGACAAACCUGCCGGCCCUGGUUUCGGAGGUCCGGUUCAUUUUACAGACUUUUCUCGCCCAUCUGCCAUCGAGUGGUGGAGGAUAAUUUGUGCCCAGUAUAGAGAUGUGCUAGAUUGGGAUGGUCUUUGGUUGGACAUGAAUGAACCCGCCAGUUGGGUUUCGGGGGAUGUGGUUGGAUGCGCCGACAAUUUGAUCAAUCAUCCCCCAUACACGCCAGGUAUCACGAACAACAUUUCUGACUUAACGAUUUGUCCGGACCAUGUUCAGGAUUACGGGAUUCUGUACAACACGCACAGUCUCUAUGGGUGGAGUCAAGCUCGCGGCUCAUUUGAAGCCAUCAAACCGCUCUUCGGAACAAACCGGACCUUUCAACUGUCUCGAUCCACCUUUCCCGGUUCAGGGCAAUGGGCGGCGCAUUGGCUUGGAGAUAAUUUCUCCACCUGGGGCAACUUGGCAUCCUCCCUCAUCGGCAUAAUGGGCUUCAAUCUCUUCGGAACUCCCCAAUCGGGUGUAGACAUUUGCGGCUUCUACGGCCGACCUUCUGAAGAACUUUGUACCAGAUGGUUGCAAGUUGGAGCCUUCUACCCAUACUCCAGGAACCACAAUGUCCGGUCCACCUCUGAAUUCGACCAAGACCCCGCCAGUUGGUCGGAGGCGAGUAGGAAUUCUACGAGGGAAGCUCUCAUGAUCCGCUACACCAUUCUGCCCUACAUGUACAACCUUUUCUACAUCCACCGGGUACGAGGGGGAACUGUGAUGCGGGCACUUUGGGCGGAAUUCCCCGGGGACCAGGUGGCCCUUGGGGUGGACACCCAAUUCCUGAUUGGACCCGCUUUCCUGGUUUCUCCAGUAUUGACGGAAGGUGCUACUGAAGUGGAGGCCUACUUUCCAGAAGGGUCUCGGUGGUUUGCGUACAGAAAUGGAGCAGAGAUUGAGGAAGCAGGAAGUGUCAUUCUGACAGCCCCCUUUGGUGUUAUUAAUCUUCAUGUGAGAGGAGGCUAUAUCCUGCCCACGCAAGAGCCCGCGUUGAAUACCAUGCUCUCCCGCCAAAAUGCGUUUGGACUCAUUGUAGCCUUAGAUGGAUCCUAUGCAGCUAGAGGAGAGAUGUAUUGGGAUGAUGGAGUUACGCAUGAAGUCCAGGAUGAAGGAGUCUAUUUCCGGUCGACUCUUUUGUAUAUUGAUGGAAAUCUGACACAAACCGUGGUUAAUGACGCUUACCAAGGUAUUUCCGGCUUGGAAAUGGACUCCAUUCGACUCUUUGGUGCUCCUUCUAUCAUCAGCACCAUUCUCCUUAAUGGAGAGGAACACACGGAUUUCGAAAUCCAUCUUCCGGGAAACGAACUUCGGGUUCAUAAUUUGAACAUUCCUGUCAAUUCCAAUUACAUGAUUACUUUCCUGCCUUAGCUUAACAAAAACAAUAUGUAUGUAGUGAGUAUUUGAAAGUUUUUGAAGUUUUUGAAAAUAAAUUGGAAGAAAUCACAAAUUCUACUUAACCGAUAAAA